GUGUCGCGCUCAGCUCCUCCUCCGCCAUGCAGCCUCUGCUCUAACGCGUCUGCCGCACACCGCGCACUGUCUCCGCUUCUCUCCGCGCGCAUAGGGAUGGAGGACAUUAAGGAGUCCCCGGUGGUGCCCCGUUCUUCGUCCUUCAGCAUCAAGAGCCUGCUGCUCCCCUGCAGGAGCGAGUCCUCCCCAGGCUGCGAAUCGGACAAGAGCCCCGAGCCUCCAGAGGCAGACCCCGCGGCCAGCGCCGCAGAGCCGGACCGAACUGAGCCCGAGCCCGGGGACGAGGACGAGGACACCGGCGUAGCCAAGGCAUCAGAGCACCCAGCCAGCGGCACCGGCGCCAAGAACGGGAAAUAUGACAAACCCCCGUUUAGCUACAACGCGCUCAUCAUGAUGGCCAUCCGCCAGAGCCCCGAGAAGCGCCUCACGCUCAACGGCAUCUACGAGUUCAUCAUGAAGAACUUCCCGUACUACCGCGAGCACAAGCAGGGCUGGCAGAACUCCAUCCGCCACAACCUCAGCCUCAACAAGUGCUUCGUUAAAGUGCCGCGCCACUACGACGACCCGGGGAAGGGGAACUACUGGAUGCUGGACCCGAGUAGCGACGACGUGUUCAUCGGCGGCACCACGGGGAAACUGCGGCGGCGCUCCGCCACUUCCCGGGGCAAACUGGCCAUGAAGCGGGGACUGCGCUUUGCUCCGCUGGGACUGGGGCUGAACGAACGGCCCAACAAUCCUUUGUAUUGGCAGCUCUCGCCCUUCCUCUCCCUGCACCAUCACCCGCACUACAACGGUUCUUCACCAGGCUUCCUCAACCAAGCUGCGGGCUACGGGUCACUGCUUCCCGCAGUGGAACAGUUAGGGAACGGAGACCUGAGCCGCUCUUUGCCUCUAGGUUUAACGAACACUUACGGCAUGAGCACAUCCCCGGUAGGACUGCUUUCGGGACAGACGGGAUACUUUGUCUCAGGGAGUGGGCACGCCGGUGCCCCGGGACCUCCGGGUGGAGGGGGCCAUCCGCCUCCGCCGUCCCACCUCCAGCAGAGCGGCCCGGGCUUUGGCUUGAGCAGCGGAGCCGCCCCGCAGUCUCUGCUCUCGGACUCUCUGAGGAACAGCUCGCUGCCUCCCUUCAGUCCCGCCGUGUCCUCCGGUUUCCCCGGAGUCCUGUCCCACCAGAAGAGGGUCACUCCAAACGCCUUCCUAAACUGACCGUACCGUCUGUGUGCUCGCGCACUGACGCAUGGAGAUGUGCCAGGCUGAUGAUCAAACUGCAGUGGAACUUUGACAGUGUUUUUGCCCCGGGGCCCCGGCGGAGCGGGCCUGGAUCGUUAUGAGUAAAAGGGAUGACGUUACCGCGGGCUGUUGGACUGUACUAGACUUGCCAAAGGUAGCCUCAGUCUAAAAUAUUCAUCUGUUAUUUAUAUCUGUACAGAAGCGGAUUCUUCCUUCAGACUAUUUAUGUUUGUAUUUAUUGUACAUGUUUUGAAAUUCUAUUGGUCCUUCUGAGCAAAGACAGGCGGCAGACACCAGCGAACAGACAAUCCCUCCUCUUCACACGGAGGACACAUGGAAAAGCCUUAACGCGCAGACAAUCAGGGUGUGUGAAGAACCAUAGCCUCUGACCAUAUCUGUUCUCAGGUCCGGCCCGUGCAGCGCUGGUAG
Molecule: messenger RNA, 1662 nt
Organism: Periophthalmus magnuspinnatus
Lineage: Eukaryota; Metazoa; Chordata; Actinopteri; Gobiiformes; Gobiidae
Gene: foxg1b
Product: forkhead box G1b
Exons: 1
Coding region: 97-1209 (370 amino acids)
Biological process (GO): regulation of transcription by RNA polymerase II
Cellular component (GO): nucleus
Molecular function (GO): sequence-specific double-stranded DNA binding; DNA-binding transcription factor activity
Source: RefSeq, a predicted model, not a curated record